Juglans microcarpa x Juglans regia is the source of this 1148-nucleotide messenger RNA. Its product is annotated as agamous-like MADS-box protein MADS1. Lineage: Eukaryota; Viridiplantae; Streptophyta; Magnoliopsida; Fagales; Juglandaceae. The coding region runs from base 210 to 947 and encodes 245 amino acids. Gene Ontology annotation, biological process: positive regulation of transcription by RNA polymerase II. The record is from RefSeq and is a predicted model, not a curated record. The transcript is spliced from 9 exons. Gene Ontology annotation, molecular function: DNA-binding transcription factor activity, RNA polymerase II-specific; RNA polymerase II cis-regulatory region sequence-specific DNA binding; protein dimerization activity. Gene Ontology annotation, cellular component: nucleus.
AUUUUCUUUCAAAUCCAGUUCCAAGUGCUAGCUAGCUUCACCUCUUUUGGGUUAAAUAUGAGCCUUUACUCCUCUGCAAACCCAGUUAGAGAAGCUUACAACAUACUUUUAUUUUAUGGAAAGACCCAAAGAGAAAAGAAAUGUAAAUUUGAAGCACACAAGAUGUUGAAGUUAGGGAAGCUGUAUUUCUGAGAUUCCAACUAGAUACCAUGGCGUACCCAAAUCAAUUGAUGUCAGUCGACUCUCCCCAGAGGAAAAUGGGAAGGGGAAAGAUAGAAAUCAAGCGGAUCGAAAACACGACUAAUCGUCAAGUCACCUUCUGCAAGAGGCGCAACGGCUUGCUCAAAAAGGCCUAUGAAUUGUCGGUUCUCUGCGAUGCCGAAGUUGCCCUCAUCGUCUUCUCUAGCCGCGGCCGCCUUUACGAGUAUGCUAACAACAGUGUCAAAUCAACAAUUGAGAAGUACAAGAAAGCAUGCGCAGAUUCCUCCAAUACUGGGUCUGUUUCUGAAGCUAAUGCCCAGUUCUACCAGCGAGAGGCUGCUACCCUGCGACAACAAAUUAUUAACGUGCAGGAUUCAAACAGGAAAAUAUUGGGUGAGUCUUUGAGCAGAAUGAAUGUCAAAGAUCUCAAGAGCUUGGAGGGAAAAUUAGAGAAGGCAAUUAGUAGAAUUCGGUCCAAAAAGAAUGAGCUCUUGUUCGCAGAAAUCGAGUAUAUGCAAAAAAGGGAAGUUGACUUGCAUAAUAAUAACCAGCUUCUCCGUGCAAAGAUAGCCGAGAAUGAGAGAAGCCAGCAAAACUUGAAUGGGAUGCCUUCAGGAGUGGGAAACUACGAGCUCUUGCACUCUCAGCCAUUUGAUUCUCGAGACUAUUUCCAAGUAGAUGCAUUGCAGCCCAAUCAAGUACAGUACCCACGCGGCCAAGACCAUAUGGCGCUUCAAUUAGUUUAAUUAUAUGCUAGCUUGAGGGACCAUGGUAAGUACUGCUGCUGCUUUUGUUUUCCAUGGAAAGUGAGUGUAUCAAAUAUGUGAAUGUGACAUGAACAAACUGAUCGAGGUUGCGAUGUUGCAUGCAAAGUACUAGUGGUAUUGUAGACAGUCAUAUUAAUACUCCUAAGUUUGCUAUUAGAGAUAUUGGAUAUCUUUUCUCAA